GAAAUGAAUAAAGAAUAUACUUAAAGAGGAUAAGCACUGAAACAGGAAACCAAUUAUAAAAUUGUGCCCACAGACUUUGUGUUUGCCACACAAAAUUCAUCUCUAUCUUCUCUGCAGAGCCACGAAGAAGCCAUGGAUCCCUACAAGCACCGUCCAUCAAGUGCGUUCAAUUCUCCGUUCUGGACCACUAAUUCUGGUGCUCCUGUUUGGAACAAUAACUCAUCGCUAACCGUUGGAUCUCGAGGUCCAAUUCUUCUGGAGGAUUAUCAUCUAGUGGAGAAGCUUGCAAACUUUGACAGGGAAAGGAUCCCAGAACGUGUUGUUCAUGCCAGGGGAGCUAGUGCAAAGGGUUUCUUUGAAGUCACACAUGACAUUUCUCACCUCACUUGCGCUGAUUUCCUUAGAGCCCCUGGUGUUCAGACACCUCUCAUUGUCCGUUUCUCAACUGUUAUCCAUGAACGUGGUAGCCCUGAAACCUUGAGGGACCCUCGAGGUUUUGCUGUCAAGUUUUACACUAGAGAGGGUAACUUCGACCUUGUGGGAAAUAACUUUCCUGUGUUCUUCGUCCGAGAUGGGAUGAAGUUUCCUGAUAUGGUCCAUGCUCUGAAACCCAAUCCAAAGUCCCACAUCCAGGAGAAUUGGAGGAUCCUUGAUUUCUUCUCCCACCAUCCGGAAAGCCUUCACAUGUUCACCUUCUUAUUUGAUGAUGUAGGUGUCCCUCAAGAUUACAGGCAUAUGGAUGGUUUUGGUGUUAACACAUACACCCUUAUCAACAAGGCUGGGAAAGCACACUAUGUCAAAUUUCACUGGAUACCCACCUGUGGUGUGAAGUGUCUAUUGGAGGAGGAGGCCAUUAGGGUUGGAGGGUCCAACCACAGCCAUGCUACCCAAGACCUUUCUGAUUCAAUUGCUGCUGGGAACUAUCCUGAGUGGAAACUUUAUGUCCAAAUAAUAGAUCCGGACCAUGAAGACAGAUUUGAUUUUGACCCACUUGAUGUAACUAAGACUUGGCCCGAGGACAUUAUUCCGCUGCAGCCAGUUGGUCGCAUGGUCUUGAAUAAGAACAUAGACAACUUCUUUGCUGAGAAUGAACAACUUGCAUUUUGCCCAGCCAUUAUCGUGCCUGGUGUAUACUACUCAGAUGAUAAGAUGCUUCAGACUCGGAUAUUCUCCUAUUCUGAUAGUCAGAGACAUAGACUUGGACCAAAUUAUCUGCAGCUUCCUGCUAAUGCUCCCAAGUGUGCCCAUCACAACAAUCACCAUGAGGGCUUCAUGAAUUUCAUGCACAGGGAUGAAGAGGUCAAUUACUUCCCUUCAAGGUAUGACUCUGUUCGACAUGCUGAAAGGUUCCCCAUUCCUCCAGCUAUCUAUAGUGGGAAGCGUGAAAAGUGCAUAAUUGAGAAGGAGAACGACUUCAAGCAACCCGGAGAGAGAUACCGGUCCUGGGCACCUGACAGAUUUCUUUUCAGGCAAGAAAGAUUUGUCCGCCGAUGGGUUGAGGCUUUAUCUGACAAAAAUGUCACCCAUGAAAUCCGUAGCAUCUGGAUAUCAUACUGGUCUCAGGCUGACCGUUCUCUUGGACAAAAGAUAGCAUCUCAUCUGAACAUGAGGCCAAGCAUCUAAGAUUGGUGGUGGCAACCCCAGCUUGAUUGUAAGAGUUGCAGAUGAGCAAAGAGUGAGAAAUGUCUGUUAGUCUGAUAUUUGAAAGGAUUAGUCCUUUUAUUACAGUUCUAUAUUGUAUAUCAAUUAUUUCACGCAUCCAACUUUCUUGACGUGUCUCGUCUUAAUAUAUGUCUUGGUGAUAAGGAUGAAGAUGUGAACGUCCCAUGAUUCUCUAUUCACCUUUGGUUAAGGCUUCGUUUAUAUUUCAAAUAAUCUUUUGUUAUCAUUUA
This is a messenger RNA of Gastrolobium bilobum, 1892 nucleotides long. RefSeq names its product catalase-4-like. Gene Ontology annotation, molecular function: catalase activity; heme binding. Gene Ontology annotation, biological process: hydrogen peroxide catabolic process; response to hydrogen peroxide. Lineage: Eukaryota; Viridiplantae; Streptophyta; Magnoliopsida; Fabales; Fabaceae. Gene Ontology annotation, cellular component: cytoplasm; plasma membrane; peroxisome. The record is from RefSeq and is a predicted model, not a curated record. The transcript has 8 exons. Bases 133 to 1623 code for a protein of 496 amino acids.